Messenger RNA from Closterium sp. NIES-67, 1958 nucleotides. The record is from the annotation of a GenBank genome assembly. NCBI's taxonomy places the organism in Eukaryota, Viridiplantae, Streptophyta, Zygnematophyceae, Desmidiales, Closteriaceae.
ACUUCGGAGAAUCCCAAGGAACUUCUCUGAUGCACCCUUUCCUGUGACUUCGCCGAUCAGCCAUCACUAGUUUGUUGCAUGCAGCAGCCAUCGCAUGUCCCUAGUUUGCUUCCACGAGGUGUCAUACGAGCAGCCAGCGGUGCAGCUGCUUCAUGUGCAACUGCCUCCAUGCGCGUUAGCACGAGGCUGGAACCGCUUUAUUUUCCGCGCCACGCGCCGGAUAUGAACGACGCUCGGAAUAAUAUCGAAUGGUGGGAUAGGAACGGCGACCAUCCUCCCGACGCGCGCCUCACCCGCAGACACCUCUCUCGUCUCUCGUCUCUCCUCGCAUCUAUUUGCGUCUUGCCGCCUUCUUCCCUCGUCAUCGCUCCCUCUCUCUCUCCCGUCUCUCCCCUAUUUCUCGUGCGCGUCGCUCUGCUCCCCUCGCCGUUCGUCCGCUCAUCUGCGGCCUUCCCUUGACCCUCCUUCGCCGCUCGUCUCGCCUCGUGGCCUCCCUCACAAUCGCGUGCCCCUGCGAGUCCGUGUUGCUUGCUACUAUGGCGUGGCGCGUGCUCGCCUGCGUCGCUCUCCUCGCGCCGCUGCUGCUGGGCGCGUGGGCGUCUGAGGCGGAGUUCCUGCCGCCCGCACCGGAAGACGUGAUAAAAACGGAGGGCGGCUCGCUGUCCGUGUGGAGCCGCGAGUUCGAGUUCUUUAAGGACGCGGACAUGAAUGCGGCCGCCAUGACGAUCGCGCCUUUCUCUUUGGCCCUGCCCGAGUACAACGACGCGCCGCAGCUCUCCUUCAUCACGCACGGCUGCGCCUUUAUGGGGCUUCUCUCCCCUCUUGGGGUUCCCGCUCCGCUCAGAUACGUCCAGGACGGUGACAUCGUGGCCAUCCCCCGGGGCUGGGCCAGCUGGGCGUGGAACAACGGGUCGGAGCCUCUUAAAGCCCUACUGUUCUCCGACACGCGCGGCACAGCACAGCCAGGGGAGGUGCAUGCGUUCACCCUUAUGGGAGGGCCGCACGAGACGCUGGGGGGCAUUCUGCACGGCUUCAGCGCUGAUCUCCUGGCGAGGGCGUGGGAUGUGGAGGAGGAGGAAGCAAGGCGCGUGGUGGCGGGGCAGAAGCAUGUGGGGUUCGUAGCUGUGGGGCAUCACAACGCCCGGCGCCUCACAGGGGAGCUGCAGGCGAUGAUGGCAGGAGAGGACGAGGCUUCAGGCACGGAGGAGGCGAUGGACCCCAACGCGCUCGCGCACAUGCGCAUGGGGGACAUCUCGCCCUUCACCCGCUUCAAGUACAGCCUGUCUCAGGCGUCACCUGACAUGGCGGUGCCCAAGGGAGGUGAUAUCUUCGCUGUGGACCGCUCCAAGCUGCCCGUGCUGCACCACGUUGGGCUGUCUGCCUUCCUCUACCACCUGCAGCCCAACGCCCUGCUGGCCCCCCACUGGUACCCCAACGCGGCCAUCCUGCAUGUGGUGCUGGCGGGCAGUGGCCGCAUUGAGGUGGUGUAUCCCGACGGCCGCACCGCUCUGCACCGCGAUGUGCACACGGGAGAUGUCAUCGCUGUGCCUGCGCUCUUCCCCUCCUCCAUGGAGGCGUCUGCGGAGGGAAUGAUGUGGAUUGCAAUUGCCAACCGCCCUAUCUCCCCGCCAUCGUUCCUAGCGGGUAUUACAUCCGUGUUCAAGGGCAUUCCCAAGGAUGUCCUUGUGGCAGCCUUCAAUGUCGAUGAGGCGCUUGAGGAUAAGUUCUACAAGGCUCGUCGCGACCCCUCUGAGAUUGCUAUUUUCCCACCCACCGAUAAGAGUGCCGCUUAGAAUGUUAUGAAUGAGCUGUUUUCCAGCUGGUUUGAUGACAGGAGAAAAGUCAAAAGGGUGUACUGUGGAUGCUUAGGGGUGUGUGGAUAGAGCGAUCGCUAUUCAGUGAGACUUUGUGUAUGUUUGUUUUGUACAUAUAUGAUAGAGCGGACAUUGAUGAAAAUC